Cyphellophora europaea CBS 101466 is the source of this 282-nucleotide messenger RNA. RefSeq lists its product as uncharacterized. Gene Ontology annotation, molecular function: RNA binding; structural constituent of ribosome. The record is from RefSeq and is a predicted model, not a curated record. Gene Ontology annotation, biological process: ribosomal small subunit assembly; translation. The transcript has 2 exons. Gene Ontology annotation, cellular component: cytosolic small ribosomal subunit; ribosome. The coding region runs from base 1 to 282 and encodes 93 amino acids. NCBI's taxonomy places the organism in Eukaryota, Fungi, Ascomycota, Eurotiomycetes, Chaetothyriales, Cyphellophoraceae.
AUGCGCCAAACACUCGCAUUACUGACGCGAUCGGUCUGGAAAGGCCCCAAUAUCCUCCCGUUCGAAAUCAACGGCAAGCUCACGCCGCGCGAGCAUCCCGUUAUCCGGACACAGAAACGCGCCGCGACCAUCACGCCGCAGCUGGUGGGCUACAAGUUUUCAGUCCACAAUGGCAAGAUCUACCAGGAGGUGUAUGUGACGGAGGAGAUGGUCGGUCGCAAGCUGGGCGAGUUCGUCCCCACGCGGAAACGUUUCAUGUACAAGCAGACCAAGAACAAGUGA